UCAGGAAGUGGUGCAGCUGAAUCUGUUUAACUUGAUGAUAUGUGAACGAAGGGAAAGCUUUCACUAGAGGUUGUUUUGCUUCCCAGACACGGAUCCAGAUCUCAUCAUGGUCCGUCCGGGAAAUACAGGAGUUGGCAAAAGUGCAGGCCACCCCAUAAACGAUGCACAUCCCAAGACAGUCAGGAGGAUUGUGCUGCUCGGUCUACCUGGAGUAGGAAAAAGUGCAUCAGGAAACACCAUCCUGGGGUCAGAUCAGUUUGAAUCAGACUGCUGCUUUGAUCCGGUCACCACAGAGACUGCCUCUAAAUCAGCCAUAGUGGAGGGUCGUCAGGUCACAGUGGUGGACACUCCAGGAUUCACUGAUGAGGUUCUGACCCUUGAACAGCUGUUCACGGCGAUCAGGCAGUCGUUGGUAAAGGCCAGUCCAGGACCACAUGCCUUUGUCUUUGUGGUCAGACUCGGCAGAAUCGCACCAGCAGACGUCCGAAUGUUGGAGCAUCUUCCAAAAGUGUUUGACAGCGACGUUUGUAGUGCUCUUCAGUACUCCAUGGUCCUUUUCACUCAUGGAAGUGAACUGAAAGGCAGGUCCAUUGAUGAUUUUAUCCAUUCCGGGUCCAAAAAUGCUAAACCUGUGUUAAAACUGGUCUCCAUGUGUGGUAAUAGAUUCUGUGUGUUGGAAAACGGAGACAAGAAAAACAGAGAGCAGGUUAGAAACCUUCUGAAUAUGAUAGAUGUGAUGGUCGACGAUAAUGGUGGCCAGCACUUCACCAAUGACAGGUUCAAGAUGGCUGACAGGGUUAAAAAUGAGGGAAGGAACCUGUCAGCUGAGACAAUUCAAACGAGUGAGGCUGCAGAUGGGACAGGUCUGUCAGCUAGUGACAGACAACUAUCUAAAUUCGUAUACGAUCAUUUAUAUGAAAUCUUCCUCAUUGCAGCAGGCCUGAUACUUGGAGGUGCAGCUGGAGCAGCAAUCGCAGUCAAAUAUAGCAAAGUUGCGAUCGUCAUUGGAGGUGUAGUUGGAGCCGCAGUUGGCACAGCUGUUGCUGUAGGUGGAGUCAAAGUCAAAGCCAAAAUCACAGCCAAAGUCACAGCCAAAGCCAAAGUCAAAGUUACAGCCGAGGCUGAGGCUGAAGCCAUAGUCGAAGCCGAAGUCGAAGCCAAAUUCCCACAGGAUUCAGAGUAAUCAAAAAUGAACAAAUAGCAUGCAAUACAUAAUCAUUGUGAUAUAAUAUAAAGCUCAUAGACAUUGGAUUGGUUGGAUGGGGGUCAAUCGUGGUAAAUCCUGACUCUGGUAAUUGGUCAACUGUGUGGGGUUGAGAAAGUAGGCAGAGUUUUAACUUCUCUCUCAACUCUGAGGCUCUUUGUUCGCGGGAAGUCUUGCAAAUGAUGGCGGCUGUCUAGACAGCAGCCUGUAAUCUUACCACAGAUGGACUUCAAAAUGUGCAGUACAACUGACAUCAGAGCGUUCAUCAGCAAUGGUGGGGUUUUUGGGGGGGUUUUUUAGUAGUUCAACACAAAUUAAACCAUCAGCUGCUUUGAGUUCUUUAGUGUUUUGUAUUUGUUUUUUAUUGAAGCUUCAUUAUUGUGAGCGUGUUAAUUGAUUAUUUUAAUGGAUUUUUGUUUUGUGCUUUUCAGUCUUACAGUUAUGAGUUUUUGAGUCUUUGUUUGACCUUUGAGCACUUGAACAAUCAUAAAGAACUGAUUUAUCAUUUAUAACUUACCAUCCACAUCGCUUUGUUUUGCUCAUUUGUUGAUUCUCAAUCUUAAACAUCUGCUGAAACAGUUUUGUUGGUAGAGCUUAUAGACAUUAUAACCUUUAUCUAUAAAUCACUUUGGCUCUUUCUUUGUGAGUGGAACUUCACAUAAAUGAUUUAAUCUUGUUGUUUAUCUCAUGGUGGUGUCAGUUUUCAUGAGGGAUGACGCAAACAGAAUAAAGAUGUAUUCAGAUGUAAGUACUCAUUAACUGUGAUAAAGUCCGACACAUUUUCUCACAUAGAUGAUGAUGUGUGUAUGAUUCUAAUAAAUCAUUCACGUGAAACCUUC
Molecule: messenger RNA, 2043 nt
Organism: Acanthopagrus latus (yellowfin seabream)
Lineage: Eukaryota; Metazoa; Chordata; Actinopteri; Spariformes; Sparidae
Product: GTPase IMAP family member 7-like
Exons: 3
Coding region: 107-1183 (358 amino acids)
Molecular function (GO): GTP binding
Source: RefSeq, a predicted model, not a curated record